Pteronotus mesoamericanus is the source of this 7974-nucleotide messenger RNA. It is a transcript of the gene CCDC50, whose product is annotated as coiled-coil domain containing 50. Gene Ontology annotation, molecular function: ubiquitin protein ligase binding. The transcript is spliced from 12 exons. NCBI's taxonomy places the organism in Eukaryota, Metazoa, Chordata, Mammalia, Chiroptera, Mormoopidae. The coding region runs from base 260 to 1708 and encodes 482 amino acids. Gene Ontology annotation, cellular component: cytoplasm. The record is from RefSeq and is a predicted model, not a curated record.
CGGAUAUUUGGUAUCGAUCAGGGCGGGGGGCGCGGGAGCAGGUGGCUGCGGCGGGGCAGCUGGGCCGCCAGCCUGGUGCGCCGGAGCCGGUUUCCCUCUGCCUUUGUCGGCAGCCCUUGCCCUGCCCCUCCCCUGCUCCCGGCCCGCGCGUGCUGUCGGCCGGAUUUGCGUCGGGCGCUGCUCCUGCGCGGGGGCAGACCUAGGUGCCGGCGGCGGCGGGGAAGCGGGUGGCCAGGGGCAGCCAGGACCCCGGUCCAUCAUGGCUGAAGUCAGCAUCGACCAGUCCAAGCUGCCUGGAGUCAAGGAAGUGUGUCGAGAUUUUGCAGUCCUAGAGGACCACACGCUGGCCCACAACCUGCAGGAACAAGAGAUUGAGCAUCAUUUGGCAUCAAACAUUCAGCGGAACCGUUUGGUCCAGCAUGAUCUCCAGGUGGCUAAGCAGCUCCAAGAGGAAGAUCUGAGAGCUCAGGCUCAGCUUCAGAAGCGCUACAAAGACCUUGAACAACAAGACUGUGAAAUUGCUCAGGAAAUCCAGGAAAAGCUGGCUAUUGAGGCAGAGAGACGCCGCAUUCAGGAGAAGAAGGAUGAGGACAUAGCCCGCCUUUUGCAAGAAAAGGAGUUACAGGAAGAGAAGAAGCGAAAGAAACACUUUCCAGAGUCCUCUGGAGCCAAUGCUUAUGGAGAGAGUUACUACUAUGAAGAUGGAGACCAGCCACGGUCAAGGAGGGCAAGGGAAUUGGGUUCUGGACUCUCAAGGUCUUGUAAACGCCAAAGUCAUGAAAAGACUGUGAAGCAGAGAAAGGAGAAGCCUCAGCAUCCACCAGAGAGCUUGGACGAACUGGAACACCAUCGUUUAUGGUCACAGAUUUCUCUGUCUUCUAGCUCAGGCAAAGUGAGGGACCCUCCCCAAAUUAACCCUGAGCAACGUGAAAGAAAAUGGUCUGGACAGGAGAGGCCCCGGAGACCUCCCCCGCCCAAGAUCCGUGGUGAGGUCUUUCUGAGCACGGAAUCUGAUGACUGGGAGGCCAGCAGUAGCCAUCAAACUCGGAAUUGGGAAAAACAGUCCAGACACCAAAAUGGACUUGCACCGAAAUCUUCUCAAAAAGCAGGAAUUCACUGCAAGGAGGCUGUGUAUGGGAGGGAGCGUGGGCCAGGUGAGCACGGAGAGAGGAGGCACAGGCCCAGGACCCCUCCCUUCUCCGAGAGUGAAGAGCUGCUCCAACUCCAUGACACAGGAACAAAGCCACGAGCGAUGAAAGAAGCGGUCUCUACUCCAUCGCGAGUGAGCCACCGGGGCCAGGAAUGGUACGAUGCUGAAAUUGCCAGAAAGCUGCAGGAAGAAGAAAUUUUGGCAACCCAGGUGGACAUGAGAGCAGCUCAAGUAGCCCAGGAUGAGGAAAUUGCUAGACUUCUAAUGGCUGAAGAAAAGAAAGCUUACAAGAAAGCCAAGGAGCGAGAGAAGUCAUCAUUGGACAAAAGAAAACAUGACCCUGAUGGGAAGCCCAAAACUUCUAAAUCAGCACACUCAAAGUCAAAAGACAGCGAUGAGGCUCACCGAUCUAAGAAUGACAGACCAGCACGGCCGCCACCACCUGCCGUGACAGAAGCUGAGGAUUUGGGUUACACUUAUUUUACUAACCAGCAUAAUUCCACACGUCAUUUCUCAAAACCAGAAUCCUCUCAUAAAGGUUUCCAUUAUAAGCAGUAGAAACCUAGGACUCUGCCUUGAAAACGGACUCACUGUUGCAAAUGUUACUGGAUGAUACAGAAUGCAUUCCAUGCUUAUUUUUUCCUCCCAUGUUUGUAUUCCUGGGAUUUAUCCUCAAGUGUUUUUCUGACCAUAAAUAAUUUUAAUGCAUUUAAAAUGUUUUUGUUAUUUCUGAUCAUUUGGGCAGUACAAGAAAAAUCAAGCUUCUGAAUAUUGACCACCUCUACACUGCGUAUGCUUCCUGGGAUAUACUAUCUGAGAGAUCUGUAAAAUGCCAUUUUUCUUAUGUAUGGAAUAUUGGCAUCUAGGGACUAAGCUUUAUUUAGGAGUUAGAAUUUAGUAAAGAUAAUGAUAAAGGUAAAAUAUGUUUGGAUGAAAUGCCUAAUAAAAAUAUAGGAAAUAGUUUUUGGGAGUGCAUUAGUGUAUGAUAUAUUGAAAGACAGAGACUUUUGUUUUUUGUACUGUUCAAGAAAAGAAAAAUACCACAACCAUAAAGUAUUUUUAAAAACACCUGGAACAGUUGAAAUAUGUUACUCUGACUACCAGGACUUUAGAGGUUUUGCAUAUCCUCACACAUCCUCUAGGGAAAAUUGGCCUAGAUAUUCUUCUCUAACAUUUUCUUGCUAUUGCUUCCUCAGUAGCAAGGCUUCUGAAGACUCUGGGUAUUGCUCAUUUAUUAGUAUUUAUUGGGGGAAAAAAACUAUUAUAUCUUAACUCAGGUCUGUGUGAAGUCAAUUAAAAAUGAAAAUGUUCUAUUCCUUCUCUUAUUUUACACUUAAUUACACAGCCAAGGCAAAUGGAAUUGGGGAGGUGUGUCCAUAAGUGAUGAUCUCAUCAUUCUCUCUGGCCAUAGAUUGAAGUUUUCCUCUUACUUAAAAAACGUAACAGUAUUUGUUGGCAACCUCUCACAAAUGUUUCAUGUAUGUCCCAAUAAUUAGAUUAAUUCAACAUGAAGUUGAGAAAGUGCUUCUUUAUGCAUGUAUUUGAUUCUACACAUUCAUUAAUGAUACUUGAUCAUCAGAUCCUUUAUACAAGACCUUCAAACUCCUCUUCAAGGAAUCUAGGCUUUGUCUAGCUUAUAACCUUAUGGAAAUGCUUCUUUUCCUAUACUAGUUAGUAAACACAAAUUUCAUUCAUGCUGUGUAUAUACACACACACAAACACACACACAUAUAUGUAUGUGUAUAUAUACAUAUGUAUAAUACAUAUAUAUAUAUAUAUAUAGUCCCUUCACAGCUUCACUGCCUAUUAUUGUUCAUUGUAUGGUAUUUGUUUAGGAAUGAAAUGUAUAGGCAACUAGAGAAAAAAGCUCUUAAUCCAUUCUUUUCCCAUUGGGAAAUGCCUUCAAUUUGCCUUAUCUUUCCAGAUAUUUAGAGUCAGGCAAUAUUCAGGAAGCGAUUAAGAGUAGUUUUGAGAGUAGAUUUUGGUCUUUCAUUUUCGGAAGGGUCUUUAUUUUCAUAAAGUUUUUGGAUUAUAUGAAUUAGGGUCAAAGGUAUCUAAGAGUUAAGUUUUAGGAAAAUGAUAAAGAAACAAAACCCUAAGGAGGGUAGUCAUUUCAGAGAAACGAGGAAAGGGAAAAUAACAGGACUUUGAAUGGCCGUGAUGAAAUGAAUGAAGAACAGUCUUCAUUUAGUCAGGGGCCAACAAAAUUGAUCGUGGCUUUAAGUCAAAUUGCAGAGACGGUGGUUUCAAUAUCCAAAGCUUAGGCCUGUUGACUUACAGUAAUGUCAUAUAUUUCUUUGUCUGCCCUGUGAUUUUGCUUUUUAUUUUUUAAAAGUUUUUAUGGUAGCUUUAAAGAAAAAAAAAAGUAUUUUUAUUUGAUAAUAAGGCAAAUGGGCAAUAUCAUUUGCCAUAUUUUUAUUUUAUAAAUGUUUAUUUUUAUAUCUCAUGCAUUGAUCAAUUUUACUUUUAAAAUUCUGCAUUUCUCUUGCCUCUCAUGUACUUUAUCCAAUUGUAUUUAUUAUUGUAAAAUGCUCACUGGAUAUAUUUCAUUCCAAAAUGUCAGGCCACUUAAGCAGGAUGUUAGUGUUUUAACUGUCAUAGUGAGUGACCAAAGGUGAAUUUUCCCUUGUGACACUGAAUUCAACAUCUCUGUUGAAAAUUUGAUUUUUUUUUUUUUAGGUUUUUAAAAUAUUAGUUUUUUAACUUAAUUUUUUGUAAAGCACUCUUUAAAGAGUAUCAGAGUAAUUCUUUCCCUGUGAAUAAGGAGACAGAAAUCAAAGUCAACCAGUUAAAUCCUCUUAUUCCCAUUUAAGUAAUGCAAUUAUCUUUGAGAGUACAGAAGCAACUAACAAGAGUAUUUUAAAAAACUGCCAAACAUUCUUCACUGUGUCCUCUGCUUUUCACUUUGUCAUUUUUAUGUAAGUGCGAGAGCCUUUAUUUUAUUCCUGUUCCUACUGUUGGAACACACACACUUUAAUUUUUAGGCCCACAAUGCAUUAUGCUUUAAUGUUGUGAUAUAAACUGAUACUUCUGGCCUUGGAAAAUCUUUCUGUUUCUAUACCUCUGUUCUCUGCAGGCCAGGCUCUGUUAACCAGUAUUGCUAAAUGAGCACAAUAUGUUAAGGAGCCUUAUAGUAGACAUAUACAGCCCCUUCCCCAGCCUCAGUUUGUGUGAGUCCUUGCCUGGAAGCUAGGUGAGAGAUGGGUAACCUAAAUGUUCUGAGUUGAAAAAAAAAGUUUGGCUCUGUGUCAAACCUUUAUCAGCCAGAUUGUUUUACUGAGAGACGAGACAGUUGCUAUGCAUGCUUUAAAAGAACGUUGAGACUUUUAGAAAGUGACUGUGUACCAUUGAAUUACUAUUUCUCAAAUGUCUUUACAAUAACCAGCAACAGUCUAAUGAACUGCAAGAAAAUAAUAUAUGGCUUUUGAUUAUAGAGAAACAUCUAAAUUAGAAAAGAAAGAUAAGGAGAGAUGCUCCCAGGAGGAAAACCUUUUCAGAAUGGCAGUGGCCACUUGGAUCUACAUCAACAUAUUCCAAAAUGUGUGACCUUUGGCCUGGUGUUCCACUGAACUCACAAAAUCACAGACUGGUUCCGUUUCCUCCUUUUCUUCUCUGCUGUGGCCUGCAGCCACAAUUGUGUGAUGAGUAAAUUCAUUGCUGACUUUGACCAUACCUGUUCCUCAAUAUCAGGACUUUUUUGGUAUGAAAAUAAUUAACUUUUAACUGAUAAUUAUUUUUCUUUAAGACUGUCAAAUACUCUCUAAAUUCGUCUUGUGCCAAAUUGUUCUUUGAAACAUCUAUUAUAAUAUGGUGCAUUCAGUUUACCACGUAAGUGGUUAACCUUUUAGAGCCUUGAUUUUUAAUGAGUGUUACCUUUGUAUAAAAAUCACUUUGGGAAUACGAAGGUUAUUCAUUUAUUCAGCGAAGAUUUUCUUAAAAGGUAACUGUGGUGAUUGGCUGUAAAAUUUUCAGCCAAAUGGUGGAACAAGACACCUGAGUAAUCAGCUUUCUGAAGGACUGAGAGCAGAAUAGAACUUGCACUCAAAGGUUUUGUUCUUUUUUUCCCUUUUGGGAAAACAGUGUUUGUGUAGGGAAUGUUAAUGUGGGAAAGGAACACUGAUUGGGUAGAUUUCACUGUACAUAGUGUGCCAUACUCUGAUAACAUUGGUAUUUUAGGAAGAAUCAUAAAAAAAUAAAAAUGUGUUUAUUCAACAAAAAGGUAAAAACAGAUUUUUAAAGUCCUUUGUUCAUUACUUACUGCUCAUUGUCAGAGAAGUGACUAGAUAAAAUGGUCCCAUUUUUCUCUCACAUCUGGUGGUGCCUGUGAGUCGUAAAGCCAUAACUGCUUAUCUUCCUAUUGCUAGCAUCCCUUUUCCCUUUGGCCCGUAGGAGGUACUAUGGGCAGGGAGAAGCAGACUGGGGACUGUCCUAAUAAUGCUGCAAGGGCACAAAGUCAUCCAAAUUCCUGGGGAAGAAUCUUUUAUCCUGAUGAUAUAUAAGAUCAUUAAAGGGUGUUGCUCCUGUCAUUUAACUGUUGUUGGAAGUGCUGAUAUUUCAUUCUGGAGAAAUCAAGAAGGAAGUGGUAAACUGGGAAAAUCUCCCUUCUACAGAGUCACUUUUCUGAUGAGACCUGCACUUUAUGUCAGCGAUGUCUCAGGAGCAGUAUUGCCUUAAUUAGUGUGAUUCCAACCGAGGUCAGUGUAUUGUACUUCUUAUAUGUAAAUGACUGUCAACUCUCCAUUAUCGCCCAACAUCCUUGCCACCAGGAGGUUUGGACCUCGUUCCAGUGAGCUGUGGGUAACCAAUACACCAGCACAUACACCAUUUCAUUUCAGGUUUGCCUCUCUAUCUGUGGGUGAGCAGUGGCAUGACCAAAAAUGCUGGUAGGAGGGGGAAAACUUCCUGGCCAAAUUCUUCAGGUGAUCACCUCCUGGAUAAUUGAGAGUUGACUGUCUUUUUCCAUUAUGACUAUGUAGAAGAUAUUUCCAAAGGUUCUAUUAUGCAUUGAAGUCAACUCAUUAUUGUUUUGUAAGGAUUUCAUCCGUGCUCUUAGUAUGGAAGUGCACAGCAUUAACAACAGAAAGAGAAAACCAAACAAAAUAGAGACCUUUACUUGAAAUUGGAGAUUUGUUGGUGUGAAGAGUCUUUCUGGUUUAUUAUUUUUAACAGAAAAUUAACCAGGAAACUUGCUGUGGUAGGGAAGAUACCAGACUGUUUACUUAAAAGGUUGUAGUUGGUGCCACAAACUAACAACCAUCUAAGGAAUCAUGUUGAUUUGUGGAAAUAUCUGGACCUAAAAACCACUCUUUCCCCUAUAUGUUUGUACAAAUUGCCUAGAAACAUGUUCCAAAUAAAGUUAAUAUACAUUUGUGUAUUUUCAGCAAAUGAGAAAAUGUUUUUUCUCCUUUUGAGUAACUCUUCAUAGCAUAGGGAGCCAGCACUAUGCUGGUUUCAGCAUUUCAGAUAAGGACAGAAUUAAUUGUAUAACUCAGUGCCCCAUUAUUUAUUGCUGAGGUUCAUGUGUAAAGAAUAGAAGAAUUAAAAGACAGGGUUUGAGGGACAUUUCCUUCACAAAGAGCAAGGAUUAUGAACAGCUAAGACAGCUAGGAGAAUUUCCUGUUACACAUUAUAUACUUAGGGUAUGUUUUUGUUGCACUGAAUUUCAGACCGUCAUUGCUAAAAUAGCAUCUAGCUGUUAAAUUUAGGGAGAGGGUUUUUGCUGUUAGAAUAUCUUAAAAAUUUCUGGUUGAAUUAGUUUUUGAAAUCCCUGCAGGUUAUAACUUCAACUCUUGCUAUAACCUGAAAGCCCAAUGCCCUUUCUCAGAAAUAGCUGUAUUUUUUACCUGCCUCUUAAAGGCAACCCAGUAUUUAUUUCAUGAAGUAUUGUAUAUAAUGAGAUAUAGUGGGCAGAUAGCAUAUAAAAAAUGAUCCAAAAUGAGAAUUCUCUGAAAUGGUGUUUUCCUUAAGAAGAAUCUAUCCCAGCACAAUAUUAUAUUUUGAAAGGUGCUGAAUUACAAAGUACAAGAGUUUGCUUGUAUAAAUCAAGUUGCUCAGGAAAUUUGAGGUGGUGCUGUCAUUUGUCUUACAAUCUGGGAAAGUACUCUUUUGAGAGAGAUACUACAUGGUACCCAGACAGUUUCAGAUUCUUUGGUAAGAAGCCUUUUGACAUUUGCAAUGUGGAUAUAUUUAAAAAACAGGUGAGGCAUUAUCCUAAGUGCACAUCGAUUUCUAGCCAAGCCCCAGAGCGAAAGGCAGCUUUGAAGUAGUUACUUCAUAAAGCUGAACAGAACCUUAAUGGAAUACACAGUUGCCUGUCAGAGGACAGAAAACAGAGACCACCUCAGACCACAUGCCUAUCUAGAGAUUAAGUGAAACUGUGAGGGACACUUUGUGGAUGCCUUAAAGGUGAAUGACAGUGGGGACUGGUGGGUAUGUAUGCACCCAUCUGGAUAAGCUGAUGGAGACAGUCUAUUUUAAUUCACCAUACAGCACACAUUGUUCCUGCUCAUGACCUCAUUGAGGAAAAUAAGAAACAUGGUGCUGGUGACUCUCAUGUGUCCUGGGAGGUGGAGGUGGCAGUGUCAUUUGGACUCUCCAGUGCUCAAGCCUCCCUUAAAUGCCACUUACACAUCUACAUUAAUUCAUCUAUGCAAGCUUGUGUUUUACGGUUUGUUUUUUACACCUGUGUUCCAUUUGAUUCUUUAAACAUCAGGAUUAACGUUGAUAUUAUGAAUAAUUUUUAAACCAAAGUAUUGUAUAAGUUUGUGUGCUUGUUUUCCUGACUGGUCUGAGGCAAACACCAAUAUUGUCCUUUUCUCGUAAUA